Messenger RNA from Letharia columbiana, 1005 nucleotides. RefSeq lists its product as uncharacterized. Gene Ontology annotation, molecular function: branched-chain-amino-acid:2-oxoglutarate transaminase activity. Gene Ontology annotation, biological process: L-valine biosynthetic process; L-leucine biosynthetic process. Lineage: Eukaryota; Fungi; Ascomycota; Lecanoromycetes; Lecanorales; Parmeliaceae. The transcript has a single exon. Gene Ontology annotation, cellular component: mitochondrion. Bases 1 to 1005 code for a protein of 334 amino acids. The record is from RefSeq and is a predicted model, not a curated record.
AUGCUCUCAGUAGAAUGGACGGCUUCACAAGGUUGGCUAGCCCCUCGAAUAACGCCUUAUCAAAACCUCAGUCUCGAUCCCGCAACAUGCGUCUUUCACUACGCAUUUGAAUGCUUUGAGGGCAUGAAAGCCUACAAGAAUUCUCGAGGCCAAGUCCGGCUCUUCAGACCAGAGAAGAAUAUGAUGCGCUUCAACAAGUCGUCUGCCCGGAUAGCCCUUCCAAACUUCACAGGCAAGGCCUUUAUAGAAUUGAUAUCGAAAUUUGCUGCAAUGGAAGAACGAUUUAUCCCAGCCGCGCCAGGCUACUCGCUCUACCUUCGCCCAACUAUGAUAGGUACUCAGCGCUCACUUGGUGUGGGACCUCCGGGCUCUGCCCUCCUUUAUAUGAUCGCUUCACCCGUGGGCCCGUACUACCCCACAGGAUUUCGUGCCGUCUCCCUCGAAGCAACCGAUUAUGCUGUGCGAGCCUGGCCAGGAGGUGUUGGCGACAUGAAACUUGGAGCCAAUUAUGCGCCAUGUAUAAUACCGCAACUGCAAGCGGCGAAGAGAGGUUUCCACCAGAAUCUUUGGCUUUUUGGUGAAGAGGAAUAUGUGACGGAAGCGGGUACGAUGAAUUUCUUCGCAGCCAUCCAAGAUAAAGAGACAGGGAAGAAGAAGCUGAUGACUGCUCCGCUGGAUGGAACAAUAUUGGAGGGGGUGAUGAGAGAUUCGGUAUUGGAUCUUGCAAGAGAAAGGCUUAAGCCAGAGGGGUGGGAGGUGGAAGAGCGGAAGUUCACGAUGGCUGAACUAGCCAGCGCAGCUGAUGAUGGGAGGUUGCUUGAAGCGUUUGGGACAGGUACAGCUGCGGUUGUCAGCCCGGUCAGGCGGAUUGGCUGGAAGGGAAGGAUGGUGGAGUGUGGACUGAAGGAAAACCAGGAGGCGGGAGAUGUGACGAAGAAAAUGAAAGCCUGGAUAGAGGGCAUCCAAUAUGGAGAUGAAGAGCAUCCGUGGAGUUGGAAAAUAUAG